Messenger RNA from Galeopterus variegatus (Sunda flying lemur), 2964 nucleotides. Its product is annotated as serine/threonine-protein phosphatase 4 regulatory subunit 4. The record is from RefSeq and is a predicted model, not a curated record. Gene Ontology annotation, molecular function: protein phosphatase regulator activity. The transcript is spliced from 17 exons. Gene Ontology annotation, cellular component: cytosol; protein serine/threonine phosphatase complex. NCBI's taxonomy places the organism in Eukaryota, Metazoa, Chordata, Mammalia, Dermoptera, Cynocephalidae. The coding region runs from base 48 to 1841 and encodes 597 amino acids.
UAUGUGUAUUAGUGUCCACAUGUGCAGUGUGGUUAACUGGAUCUAAAAUGUAUAUUAUUUUGUUUUGUUUUCCAGAUGACAGAAGUCAAACUAUACUUCCCUUAGUGAAAUCAUUUUGUGAAAAAUCUUUCAAAGCAGAUGAAUCAAUUCUUAUUUCUUUAUCUUUCUAUUUAGGAAAACUGUGCCAUGGACUAUAUGGAAUUUUUACUCCAGAUCAACACUUGAGAUUUUUGGAGUUUUAUAAGAAACUUUGUACAUUGGGUUUGCAACAAGAAAAUGGACACAAUGAAAACCAGAUUCCCCCCCAAAUCCUAGAGCAGGAGAAGAAAUAUAUUUCAGUACGGAAGAACUGUGCUUAUAACUUUCCGGCCAUGAUUGUUUUCGUUGAUCCUAAAAACUUCCACAUGGAACUGUAUCCUACAUUCUUCUGCCUUUGUCAUGACCCUGAAGUACCCGUCAGAAACACUAUUGCUAUUUGCUUUUAUGAAGUGUCUAAACUUCUGAAUUCUGGAGUAUAUUUAAUACAUAAAGAAUUAAUUACAUUAUUACAAGAUGAAUCACUGGAGGUACUAGAUGCUCUUAUAGAUCAUCUUCCAGAAAUCUUGGAACUUAUGUCUACUGGCGGAGAAAGCAGUGUUCAAGAAAAUAAGUUGUCCUCACUACCUGAAUUGAUUCCAGCACUCACAGCCGCUGAACAGCGAGCUGCAGGCUCUUUGAAAUGGAGAACUCAUGAAAAGCUACUACAGAAAUACGCUUGUCUGCCACAUGUCAUAUCAAGUGAUCAGAUUUAUUAUCGUUUCUUACAAAGAAUGUUCACGAUUGUGAUGACAAAUAAUGUCUUACCUGUCCAAAAGGCAGCUUCACGAACUCUAUGCAUUUUUCUACGUUAUAAUCGUAAACAAGAACAGAGACAUGAGGUCAUUCAAAAAUUAAUUGAACAACUGGGACAAGGAAAAAGUUAUUGGAAUAGACUUCGAUUUUUGGAUACCUGUGAAUUUAUUAUAGAGAUCUUUUCCAAAUCAUUUUUCUGUAAAUAUUUCUUUCUACCUGCUAUUGAACUGACACAUGAUCCAGUAGCAAAUGUGAGAAUGAAACUUUGCUACCUAUUGCCCAAGGUGAAAUCUACCCUGAAGAUUCCUGCAGAUAAGCAUCUACUUCAGCAGUUAGAAAUGUGUGUGAGAAAACUCCUAUGUCAAGAAAAAGAUAAAGAUGUUCUGGCUAUUGUAAAAAGGACUGUAUUAGAGUUGGACAGAAUGGAAAUGUCUAUGGAUGCUUUUCAGAAAAAGUUUUAUGAAAAAGAUCUGUUGGAUCAAGAGAAAGAAAGAGAAGAACUACUUCUUUUGGAAAUGGAACAAUUAGAGAAAGAGAAGCAACAGAAUGAUGAAAGACCCAUGAGUGAUAAAAUCUUUGAAAAGAAACGUAGAGACACUAAGACACCAACGCAAAGUCUUCCCAAGAACAUCCCCAUUUCUGUUCCUGGACCCUCUUCUGUCACCCCAUCAACAAGCAAAGAAAUCAAGAAAUCUAAACUGAUUCGAAGCCAGUCUUUUAAUAAUCAAGCUUUUCAUGCAAAAUACGGCAACUUAGAGAAAUGUGCUAGUAAAAGUUCUACAGCAGGAUAUUCACCUUCUGCCUCAGGGUUAGCAAAGACUUCUGUGCUUUCACUAACUGAUGACUCAUUCCGGACUCGUAAUGCCAGUAGUGUUACAAGUUCCUAUUCUAAUAGCCCCUUACCAAGUACCUCCCGUGGGACAGGUAACUCAGUUGAUCCGAAGAGCAGUGGAAGUAAAGAUACACAACCACGGAAGGCUACCUUAAAAUCCAGAAAAUCCAAUCCUUAAAUCAACUGCUUGAUGAAGGAGGCAAAACAAAGACAGCCGGAGAUAAUGUGAUUGGUGGAAAAAAGCUAAAGCAAUGGCUGAGACCUUUUAUUUUUUAGUUUUUUUUUUUUUUUCAAUGAAUGGGAAAAGAGACAUAAUUGCAGCUGAUGUUAAACUUUCCACAUUUGAAAUUAGAUUCCCUAGGUGGUAUAAUAUAUAUUUCUUGAGUAAUAAUGUUGUUACAGAAUUCCAAUGUUAUAGUGAAGUGUAAUGAAAAACAAAUUUAGGUAUAUGCUUUAACUACUGCUGCAAAAGAGACAAAUCUGCCUUUGUGCAGGAAACCAGCUAAAUUAUCCUAGAGUUUUCACAUUUAAAAAUUGUAUGAGAAUACAAAUCAGCUGAAAUUGCCCUAGUUAGAUAAUCACUUGGAGGGGGACUUGGGAGGUAAGAAAGAUGUUGCAUUUUCUCAGGACUCUCCAAGGCCAGUUGAAAAGUCAUACUGAAAAGGGUACAAACAGCUGUCUGCAGUUUUACCAAUCCUGUGAUUAUGGUUACAAUAUGUUGUACCUGGAUAUUCCCAGAUUUAAAUUUGGCAGUGAAGGCUGGCUGCUUAGCUCAGUUGGUUGGAGCAUGGUGCUGAUAACACCACGGUCCAGUGUUUGAUCCUGGCCCGCAAUAAAUAAAUAAACAAACAAACAAAUAAAUAAAUAUUUGGCAAUGAAAAUUCCACAGAUAUCUCUGAUAACUUUGAGCUCCAGAUACCUUAAAAAUAAUAGAUUGAUGAUUUCCUUUAUUUCCUAGAAGAAUUUAUUUUAUAAAUACUUUGUUUACAUUUUAGAUUGUAUUUGUCUUUAAUUUAAAAUGAUGAAUCUAGUUUGAAUCAGCUGUUAUUCGAAGCUAUCAUGCUUAAGCCAUGUCAACAGCAUUUAUUUGUACUAAUGCUAAUAUUUCCAUCAAAAUUUGCUUGUGGAACAUAUGCAGUUUUUAAUUUUAAAAUGUCAGUUCUUGAGAUAUACUGUAUGAAGCUAUUGUCAGCUUCUCUAUUUCAAAAUGCAAUCAGCAUAUAACUAUAUUGAUAUUAGAAAAUACUUGUUUUUUAAAAAUAUAUUGAUGUAUGAUAAAGAUGAUCUAAUUUGUGAAUGCA